AUGUCGCAAAGGGUUUCGAAAGAGCAGGUGGCUGCUCAUAAUAAGUCGGAUAGCCUGUGGAUUGUCAUUGACGAGGAUGUCUAUGAUGUGACCAAGUUUCAGGAUGAUCAUCCUGGUGGCAAGAAGAUUCUUCAACGUGUUGCCGGCAAAGAUGCCUCCAAGCAGUUCUGGAAGUACCACAAUGAAGGCAUCUUGAAGAAGUACAAGAGCCAGCUUCAAAUUGGAUCUCUCGACACCAAGAAAGUCGAGGCACCCUCCGCUCCUGCUCCUACUCCUGCUGCACCCAGCCCAGCCAAGGCCAAAGCUAUCGCCAAACCCGCCAAAUCAGAGGGACCUUUGGACCCCUACGGAGACCUUAUUCCUUUCGCAGACCCCUCGUGGUACCAAGGCCAACACUCUCCCUACUACAACGAGACACACGCCGCUCUUCGCGCAGAAGUCCGAGAAUGGGUCGAAUCCGAAAUCGAGCCAUACGUGACAGAAUGGGACGAAGGAAAGAAAGUACCAGACAGCAUCUACAAACAGAUGGGAGAACGCGGUUAUCUCGCCGGCCUUCUUGGCGUCCACUUCCCAGCUGAAUACACACAGGCUCGAGUCAAGUCGGUACCUCCAGAGAUGUGGGAUCACUUCCACGAACUCAUUGUUACUGAUGAGCUUUCGCGCACUGGUAGCGGUGGUCUGGUUUGGAACUUGAUUGGCGGUUUCGGUAUCGGGUGCCCGCCACUCGUCAAGUUUGGCAAGAAGCCCUUGCUGGACCGGAUUUUGCCUGGUAUUUUGGCUGGUGACAAGCGCAUUUGUCUCGCUAUUACCGAGCCCGAUGCUGGUAGUGACGUGGCCAACUUGACUUGCGAAGCCAAAUUGAGCGAAGAUGGAAAGCACUACAUUGUUAACGGCGAGAAGAAAUGGAUUACCAAUGGUAUCUGGGCUGACUAUUUCACUGUCGCUGUCCGUACUGGAGGCGAGGGCAUGAACGGUAUCAGCGUUUUGCUUGUUGAGCGAGAAAACGGCGGUGUCAGCACUCGUCGCAUGGACUGCCAGGGGGUCUGGAGCAGUGGUACUACUUAUAUCACUUUCGAAGACACCAAGGUUCCUGUUGGGAACUUGAUCGGAAAGGAAAACCAAGGAUUCAAAGUCAUCAUGACCAACUUCAACCACGAACGUAUUGGUAUCAUCAUCCAAUCUCUCCGAUUCUCUCGCGUCUGUUACGAGGAAUCUGUCAAAUACGCCAACAAGCGUCGCACCUUCGGCAAGAAACUCAUCGACCAUCCCGUCAUCCGCAUGAAACUCGCCGACAUGGCCCGCCAGAUCGAAGCUGCCUACAACUGGCUCGAGAACGUCGUCUACCAAGCCCAAUCCAUGGAAGACACCGAAGCCAUGCUCAAGAUGGGUGGCGCCAUUGCCGGUCUCAAGGCCCAAUCAACCAAGACCUUUGAAUUCUGUGCCCGAGAAGCCAGUCAAAUCUUUGGUGGUCUCAGUUACAGCCGUGGUGGCCAAGGUGGCAAGAUUGAGCGUUUGUACCGUGAUGUGCGUGCUUAUGCUAUUCCCGGUGGUAGUGAGGAGAUUAUGCUUGAUCUUAGUAUACGUCAGAGUAUGAGGGUUCACAAGAUGUUUGGUAUGAAGCUAUAG
This is a messenger RNA of Talaromyces marneffei, 1626 nucleotides long. RefSeq lists its product as uncharacterized. The transcript is spliced from 5 exons. The coding region runs from base 1 to 1626 and encodes 541 amino acids. The record is from RefSeq and is a predicted model, not a curated record. Gene Ontology annotation, molecular function: oxidoreductase activity, acting on the CH-CH group of donors; flavin adenine dinucleotide binding. Lineage: Eukaryota; Fungi; Ascomycota; Eurotiomycetes; Eurotiales; Trichocomaceae.